Messenger RNA from Sporothrix brasiliensis 5110, 930 nucleotides. RefSeq lists its product as uncharacterized. The transcript has a single exon. Gene Ontology annotation, molecular function: procollagen-proline 4-dioxygenase activity; iron ion binding; L-ascorbic acid binding. Gene Ontology annotation, biological process: peptidyl-proline hydroxylation to 4-hydroxy-L-proline. Lineage: Eukaryota; Fungi; Ascomycota; Sordariomycetes; Ophiostomatales; Ophiostomataceae. The record is from RefSeq and is a predicted model, not a curated record. The coding region runs from base 1 to 930 and encodes 309 amino acids. Gene Ontology annotation, cellular component: endoplasmic reticulum.
AUGGUGCAGUCCAGCCAGGUCCUCUCUGCGGCCCUCGGCGCCGGCUUGGCCUAUGUAUUUCCGGUGGCGUACAGCCUGGCGGCGCUGCGGUUGCAGGGCAUCGUAUCCAAGUCCCCCUCUGUGUUCGACAUCCAGCAAAACCCUCCAGCCGAAUCCAACUCCGAGCCCUACGAAUGCCCCGCUGACCAGGGGUACCGGACGGAGAUCGUCUCCCUCGACCCGCUGCUCAUCUACCUCCACGACUUUGUCAGUCCCCGCGAGGCUGAUCUCGUGAUCCGCGCCGGCGAGUCCCUCCUGCAGCCGUCGCCCGUCACCGGCUACGGAGGCGACGGGCCGGCUUCUCAGGCGCGGACAUCCUGGAGUGCGCCGCUUCCCGAUGUCGUCGACGACGCUGCCGUGGCCUGCGUCCUUCGCCGUGCCGAGUCGUUCCUGGGGACCGUGCUGGUGCCAGGCCGUGACGACAUCGGCGCCGCGCAGCUCGUGCACUACGACAACGGGCAGAAGUUUGACCUGCACCACGACUGGUUCCGGCAGCCGCGCCUGUCCGACGCCGAUGCCGCAGCCGGGCGUCGACGGCUGUACAACCGCGUGGCCACAUUUUUUGUUGUGUUGCAGGCCAACUGCACUGCGGGGGAGACCUACUUUCCCCAGGCGGUCGUUCCGGGUGCGGCCAAGACCCAAAGUGGCAGCACGGCUCACGCGCAGAACGACAACGAUGGGACUACAGAAUCGUCGCUACCGAUUUGGCGCGAGCACGAAAAUGGGGGCCUGGCGUUCCGACCAGUGGCUGGAAACGCACUCUUCUGGGUGAACCUGCUUGCCAACGGCACCGGUGACACGCGCACGCUACAUGCCGGCCUCCCAGUGGGCGAAGGCACCAAGACGGCCAUGAACAUCUGGCCGCGUUCCUACUUUGGACCAGAUGCAUAG